Molecule: messenger RNA, 1701 nt
Organism: Uncinocarpus reesii 1704
Lineage: Eukaryota; Fungi; Ascomycota; Eurotiomycetes; Onygenales; Onygenaceae
Exons: 6
Coding region: 1-1701 (566 amino acids)
Biological process (GO): proteolysis
Cellular component (GO): fungal-type vacuole
Molecular function (GO): metalloaminopeptidase activity; zinc ion binding
Source: RefSeq, a predicted model, not a curated record
AUGAAGAGGAAGCGCAGGCCGGUGAACAGAGGCGACGGUCGACACAGAGCUCCGCCCGUGCGCUUCGCAGACGAUCGCUUUUUGCUGCUUUCAGUGUUUGGCUUCGACUUGCUCGCUUUUGCGUCCCGAAAAGCACGCCCGCUAGGCCGCACUGGGACUGGGACGCGGAACAACGUUUCUCCCCGCGACUGGUUCGUGUCGACGCUAAGCCGGUUCGGGACACUGUCAACAAACCGUUUCUUGGCGCUGCCUCUCGCUGAGCGGGAUGGAGAGACUUUUCAUGCUGUUGCUUCUUCUCGUAAGCGCUUCGUCGAUGCUGGUUUCCAGGAGAUCAAGGAACGGGAUACCUGGUCGUCGAUUUGCAAACCUGGUGGCAAGUACUACUUGACUCGAAAUGGGUCGACCAUCAUCGCCUUCGCGAUUGGGCGCAAGUGGAAGCCUGGAAACUCCAUCUCCAUGGUCGGUGCGCACACGGACUCUCCGUGUCUGAGAGUCAAGCCCGUCUCCAAAAAGCGCGCCGAAGGAUUCAUCCAAGUUGGUGUUGAGGCCUAUGGAGGCGGCCUGUGGCAUACAUGGUUUGAUCGCGAUCUAGGAAUCGCCGGUCGCGUCAUGGCCAGGAACAAGGAUGGCACCAUUGCGGCCAAAUUGCUUCAUAUUGACCGUCCAAUUCUCCGAAUCCCGACCCUGGCGAUUCAUUUUGAACGACAGGAGACUUUCUCUUUCAAUAAAGAGACUCAACUCUUCCCUAUCGCGGGCUUGGUGGAAGCCGAGCUAGCCAGAGUAGGCGGUAGCCAGGAUACCUCAGCGCAACCCAAGGAUGGAGAUAAGCAGGAAGAUGCGCCUGCCGGCUCCCUCAAAGUUAUCACAGAGCGUCAUCACCCAUAUCUUGUCGAACUGAUGGCCUCCGAACUUUCCAUCAAACCCGAGGAUAUCGUUGAUUUUGAGAUGCUCCUAUACGACACCCAAAAGGCCUGUUUUGGCGGCCUCCUGGACGAAUUCAUUUUCUCCGCCCGCCUUGACAACCUCAACAUGUCCUACUGCGCUACCAUGGGCCUGAUUGAGUCACUAUCCGCAUCCUCUGCUCUCGAUAAUGAAACUUCCAUCCGUCUCGUUGCUCUAUUCGACCAUGAAGAAAUUGGCAGCAGAACCGCCCAAGGCGCCGACUCCAACGCCCUGCCCGCGAUUCUGCGUCGCCUCGCUGUCCUCCCGGCUUCCGGCAAGGAAGAUACCUCCACUGCCUACGAGCAAUCCCUGUCUACUUCCUUCCUGGUCUCAGCCGAUAUGUCGCAUUCCGUCAACCCGAAUUACGCGUUCAAGUACGAACCAGAUCACAAGCCAGAAAUGAACAAAGGCGUCGUGAUCAAAAUCAAUGCCAACGCGCGUUACGCGACGAAUUCCCCGGGUAUCGUUCUCGUGCAGGAAGCGGCCCGGCUGGCCAAGAGUGACGGUAGCACCACUGCUUCAGCCGGUGUGCCGCUUCAGCUGUUCGUUGUGCGCAAUGACUCCUUGUGUGGAAGCACUAUUGGUCCAAUGUUAUCUGCCGCAUUGGGAACGCGGACCGUAGACUUGGGCAAUCCGCAGUUGAGUAUGCAUAGCAUUCGCGAGACGGGAGGAACGAAGGAUGUGUUGCAUGCAGUGCGGUUGUUCAAGAGCUUCUUUGAAAACUUUUCGGAGUUGUCACAAAAGAUUCUAGUUGACUGA